AUGAAGGGGGCCAUUCUUCGUGCGGGCAAGCACGUUGAGGCCGAGCCACUGUACGAGCGGUCACAGGCCAUACCAGAGAAGGUGCUUGGUCCACAGCAUCCUGACUUGCGACGGUGCUCAAGCUACGGCCGUUGUUGCUGGCUAAUCACGUGGGUUGCAGACAAUUUGAGCACCGUGUUAACAUCACGGUGCUGCGGACCUACCACCUUGUCUGUUAUGGCCUAUGACCGCUCGAACAGCUGCUCGGCCUCAAUGUACUUGCCCCGGCUUUCAGUCCGUACUGCAUGCCAGGGCAAGUACGCUAAGGCUGAGCCACUGUAUGAGCGGUCACAAACCAUACCAGAGAAGAUGCUAGGUGCGGAGCAUCCUGACGUGGCCACGGUGCUCAAAAACGAGCAUCAGGCCAUACCAGGCAAGGUGCUAGGUCCGGAGCAUCCUGGCGUGGCCACGGUGCUCGAGAAGCGGGCGUUGAUAGUUGGUCGAUCAGGCAAGGUGCUAGGUCCGGAGCAUCCUGGCGUGGCCACGGUGCUCGAGAAGCGGGCGUUGAUAGUUGGUCGAUCAGCUGCUCGGCCUACAUGUAUCUUCCCUGGCCUGCAGUCCAUCCUGCAUGCCAGUGCAAGGACGCUGAGGCCGAGCCAGUCUACAAGCGGUCACAGGCCAUACCCGAUAAGGUGCUUGGUCCAGAGCAAACUGACUUGCGACGGUGCUCAAGAAUCGGGCGUUUUGCUGGCUAAUCAGGGCAAGGACGCUGAGGCCGAGCCAAUCCACGACCGGUCACAGGCUAUACAAGAGAAGGUGCACGGUCCAGAGCAACCUGACGGGCGACACUGCUCAAGAAACGAGCGUUGUUGCUGGCUAGUCAGGCUAUACCAGAAAAGGUGGUUGGUCCAGAGCAAGCUGACUUGCGACGGUGCUCCAGACUGGGCGUUUUUGCUGGCUAAUCAGGGCAAGGACGCUGAGGCCGAGCCACUCUACGAGCGCUCACAAGCCAUACAAGAGAAGGUGCUUGGUCCAGAGCAACCUGACAUGCGACGGUGCUCCAGACAUGGCGUUUUGCUGGCUAAUCAGGGCAAGGACGCUGAGGCCGAGCCACUCUACGAGCGGUCACAGGCCAUACAAGAAAAGGUGCUUGGUCCAGAGCAACCUGACUUGCGACGGUGCUCAAGAAACGGGCGUUAUUUCUUGGCUAAUCAGGGCAAGGACGCUGAGGCCGAGCCACUCUACGAGCGGUCACAGGCCAUACAAGAAAAGGUGCUUGGUCCAGAGCAACCUGACUUGCGACGGUGCUCAAGAAACGGGCGUUAUUUCUUGGCUAAUCAGGGCAAGGACGCUGAGGCCGAGCCACUCUACGAGCGGUCACAGGCCAUACAAGAGAAGGUCCCUAGUCCAGAGCAACCUGACUCGCGAGGGCGCUCAAGAUACGGGCGUUGUUGCUGGCUAAUCAGCUGCUCGACCGCAAUGUGCUUGCCCUGGCAUGCAGUCCGUCCUGCAUGCCAGGGCAAGGACGCUGAGGCCGAGCCACUCUACGAGCAGUCACAAGCCAUACAAGAGAAGGUGCUUGGUCCAGAGCAACCUGUCAUGCGACGGUGCUCCAGACAGGGCGUUUUGCUGGCUAAUCAGGGCAAGGACGCUGAGGCCGAGCCACUCUACGAGCGGUCACAGGCCAUGCAAGGAAAGGUGCUUGGUUCAGAGCAACCUGACGUGCGACACUGCUUAAGAAACGGGCGUUAUUUCUUGGCUAAUCAGGGCAAGGACGCUGAGGCCGAGCCACUGUACGAGAGGUCACAGGCCAUACAAGAGAAGGUGCUUGGUCCAGAGCAACCUGACUUGCGACGGCGCUCAACAAACGGGCGUUGUUGCUGGCUAAUCAGGCGUUGUUGCUGGCUAAUCAGUACCUUGUCUGGUUUGGCCUGCGACCGCUCGAACACCUGCUCGACCGCAUUGUGCUUGCCCUGGCAUGCAGUCCGUCCUGGAUGCCAGGGCAAGGACGCUGAGGCCGAGCCACUCUACGAGCGGUCACAGGCCAUGCAAGGAAAGGUGCUUGGUUCAGAGCAACCUGACGUGCGACACUGCUUAAGAAACGGGCGCUAUUUCUUGGCUAAUCAGGGCAAGGACGCUGAGGCCGAGCCACUCUACGAGCAGUCACAGGCCAUACCAGAAAAGGUGCUUGGUCCAGAGCAACCUGACAUGCGACGGUGCUCCAGACAUGGCGUUUUGCUGGCUAAUCAGGCGUUGUUGCUGGCUAAUCAGGGCAAGGACGCUGAGGCCGCGCCACUCUACGAGCGGUCACAGGCCAUACAAGAGAAGGUGCUUGGUUCAGAGCAACCUGACGUGCGACACUGCUUAAGAAACGGGCGUUAUUUCUUGGCUAAUCAGGCCAUACAAGAGAAGGUGCUUGGCCCAGAGCAACCUGUCAUGCGACGGUGCUCAAGCAACGGGCGUUAUUCCUUGGCUAAUCAGGCCAUACAAGAGAAGGUGCUUGGCCCAGAGCAACCUGUCAUGCGACGGUGCUCAAGCAACGGGCGUUAUUCCUUGGCUAAUCAGGUAUGGGCGUUGAUGCUGGCUAAUCAGGGCAAGGACGCUGAGGCCGAGCCACUGUACGAGAGGUCACAGGCCAUACAAGAGAAGGUGCUUGGUCCAGAGCAACCUGACUUGCGACGGCGCUCAACAAACGGGCGUUGUUGCUGGCUAAUCAGCACCUUAUCUGUUGUGGCCUAUGACCGCUCGAGCAGUGGCUCGGCCUCAAGGUACCUGCCCUGGCUUUCAGUCCGUACUGCAUGCCAGGGCAAGUACGCUGAGCCCGAGCCACUGUAUGAGCAGUCACAGGCCAUAACAGAGAAGGUGCUAGGUCCGGAGCAUCCUGACGUGGCCACGGUGCUCAAGAAACGUUGUUGCUGGCUAAUCAGUACGACUGAACGACACGGCAAGUACGUUGAGGCCGAGCCGCUGUACGAGCGGUCACAGGCCAUGACAGAGAAGGUGAUUGGUCCAGAGCAACCUGACUUGCGACGGUGCUCCAGAGACGAGCGUUGUUGCUGGCUAAUCAGCACCUUAUCUGUUGUGGCCUAUGACCGCUCGAGCAGUGGCUCGGCCUCAAGGUACCUGCCCUGGCUUUCAGUCCGUACUGCAUGCCAGGGCAAGUACGCUGAGCCCGAGCCACUGUAUGAGCAGUCACAGGCCAUAACAGAGAAGGUGCUAGGUCCGGAGCAUCCUGACGUGGCCACGGUGCUCAAGAAACGUUGUUGCUGGCUAAUCAGUACGACUGAACGACACGGCAAGUACGUUGAGGCCGAGCCGCUGUACGAGCGGUCACAGGCCAUGACAGAGAAGGUGAUUGGUCCAGAGCAACCUGACUUGCGACGGUGCUCCAGAGACGAGCGUCGUUGCUGGCUAAUCAGUACGACUGAACGACAGGGCAAGUACGUUGAGGCCGAGCCGCUGUACGAGCGGUCACAGGCCAUACAAGAGAAGGGCAAGUACGUUGAGGCCGAGCCGCUGUACGAGCGGUCACAGGCCAUACAAGAGAAGGCCAUAACAGAGAAGGUGCUAGGUCCGGAGCAUCCUGAUGUGGCCACGGUGCUCAAGAAGCGUUGUUGCUGGCUAAUCAGUACGACUGAACGACACGGCAAGUACGUUGAGGCCGAGCCGCUGUACGAGCGGUCACAGGCCAUGACAGAGAAGGUGAUUGGUCCAGAGCAACCUGACUUGCGACGGUGCUCCAGAGACGAGCGUUGUUGCUGGCUAAUCAGCACCUUAUCUGUUGUGGCCUAUGACCGCUCGAGCAGUGGCUCGGCCUCAAGGUACCUGCCCUGGCUUUCAGUCCGUACUGCAUGCCAGGGCAAGUACGCUGAGCCCGAGCCACUGUAUGAGCAGUCACAGGCCAUAACAGAGAAGGUGCUAGGUCCGGAGCAUCCUGACGUGGCCACGGUGCUCAAGAAACGUUGUUGCUGGCUAAUCAGGUUGGCCAUACCAGAGAAGGUGCUUGGUCCAGAGCAUCCUGACUUACGACGGCGCUCAAGAUAUGGGCGUUGUUGCUGGCUAAUCAGCUGCUCGACCUCAAUGUGCUUGCCCUGGCAUGCAGUUCGUCCUGCAUGCCAGGGCAAGGACGCUGAGGCCGAGCCAUUGUACGAGCGGUCAAAGACCAUACCAGAAGAGGUGCUAGGUCCGGAGCAUCCUGAUGUGGCAACGGCGCUCAAGAUAUGGGCGAUACGUCUGCUCGACCGCAUUGUGCUUGCCCUAGCAUGCAGUCCGUCCUGCAUGGACGCUAAGGCCGAGCCACUCUACGAGCGGCCACAGGCCAUACAAGAGAAGGUGCUUGGUCCAGAGCAACGUGACUUGCGACGGUGCUCAAGAUACGGGCGGUGUUGCUGGCUAAUCAGCUGCUCGACCUCAAUAUGCUUGCCCUGGCAUGCGAUCCGUCCUGCAUGCCAGGGCAAGGACGCUGAGGCCGAGCCAUUGUACGAGCGGUCAAAGACCAUACCAGAGAAGGUGCUAGGUCCGGAGCAUCCUGAUCUGGCAACGGUGCUCAAGAUACGGGCGUUAAUUGUUGAUCAAUCAGAGCAACCUGACUUGCGACGGCGCUCAAGAAACGGGCGUUGUUGCUGGCUGAUAAGCUGCUCGACCUCAUUGUGCUUGCCGUGGCAUGCACUCCGUCCUGCAUGCCAGGGUAAGGACGCUGAGGCCGAGCCACUGUACGAGCGGUCAAAGGUCAUACCAGAGAAGGUGCUAGGUCCGGAGCAUCCUGAUCUGGCAACGGUGCUCAAGAUACGGGCGCAUAUUGUUGGUCAAUCAGGCAAUUUGAGCACCGUGGGCACAUCAGGGUGCUCCAGACCUAGCACCUUGUCUGUCAUGGCCUGUGGCCGCUCGAACAGCUGCUCGGCCUCCAUGUGCUUGCUCUGCAUAUGGUCGCUCAAGAAACGGGCGUUAAUUCUUAGCGAAUCAGAGCAACUCUACGAGCGGUCACAGGCCAUAACAGCGAAGGUGAUUGGUCCAGAGCAUCCUGACGUGGCCACGGUGCUCAAGAACCGGGCGUUAUUGCUGGCUUAUGAGGGCAAGGACGCUGAGGCCGAGCCACUGUACGAGCGGUCACAGGCCAUACAAGAGAAGGGCAAUGACGCUGCGGCCGAGCCACUGUACGAGCGGUCACAGGCCAUACCAGAGAAGGUGCUUGGUCCAGAGCAACCUGACUUGCGAAGGUGCUCCAGAAACGAGCGUUGUUGCUGGCUAAUCAGUACGGCUGAACGCCAGGGCAAGUGCACUAAGGCUGAGCAACUCUACGAGCGGUCACAGGCCAUACCAGAGAAGGUGCUAGGUCCGGAGCAUCCGAACGUGGCCACGGUGCUCAAGAACCGGGCGUUCUUUUGCCUGAUGAGUCAGUGGCUCGGCCUCAUUGUGCUUGCCCUGGCAUGCAGUACGAUUGAACGCCAGGGCAAGUACGCUGAGGCUGAGCCACUCCACGAGCGGUCACAGGCCAUACGAGAGAAGGUGCUUGAUCCAGAGAAUCCUGAAGUGGCCACGGUGCUCAAGACACGGGCCUGCUCGGCGAAAAUGUACCUGCCCUGGCUUUCUGUCCGUACUGCAUGCCAGGGCAAGGGCGAAGAGGCUGAGCCACUCCACGAGCGGUCACAGGCCAUACGAGAGAAGGUGCUUGGUCCAGAGAAUCCUGAAGUGGCCACGGUGCUCAAGAACCGGGCGUUAAUGGUUGGUCAAUCAGGCCACAACAAAGAAGGUGCUAGGUCCGGAGCAUCCUGA
Ectocarpus sp. CCAP 1310/34 is the source of this 5751-nucleotide messenger RNA. The record is from the annotation of a GenBank genome assembly. Lineage: Eukaryota; Phaeophyceae; Ectocarpales; Ectocarpaceae.